Molecule: messenger RNA, 1541 nt
Organism: Rhea pennata
Lineage: Eukaryota; Metazoa; Chordata; Aves; Rheiformes; Rheidae
Product: T-cell surface glycoprotein CD1b-3-like
Exons: 6
Coding region: 1-1059 (352 amino acids)
Biological process (GO): positive regulation of T cell mediated cytotoxicity; immune response; antigen processing and presentation, endogenous lipid antigen via MHC class Ib
Cellular component (GO): external side of plasma membrane
Molecular function (GO): endogenous lipid antigen binding; lipopeptide binding; exogenous lipid antigen binding
Source: RefSeq, a predicted model, not a curated record
AUGUUGGCCCCUCUCCUCCUCCUCCUCGCUGGUGCUCAGCUGCUGGCGGCAGCCUUCCCUCCUCUUCCCAGGCCUUACACGCUGCAGCUCUUCCAAACCACCAGCUUCGAGAACAGCACCUACGUGGACACCCAGGGCUUGGGCCUGCUGGACGACAUCGAACUGGCUGUUUUGGACCACCGCACCUGGAACAUCCAUUUCCGGCAGCCCUGGGUUCGCCCAGCCUUGCCCCGGAGCGACUGGGAUACCAUCGGGGAUAUGAUCAAAAUCUACCUGCAGAAGUUUCACCGCUUGAUCCAAGAAGGUGCCAUGGAGAAGAAGGUACCAUACCCCUUCGUGGCGCAGUGCACCGCCGGCUGCGAGCUCUUCCCCAACAGCACAUCCAGGGCUUUCGCCUACGUUGGCUACAACGGCCAGGACUUCCUCAGCUACGACAUCGACAACAGCACUUGGCUUCUGCUGCAAGACACGGGCCUGUCGAGGUACGUCCGGGAGCGGCUGAAGAACUACACGGUCUUCACGGAGCUUGUAGAGGUUCUCUUCAACGACACCUGCGUCGACGACAUGCAGAUUAUAGUGCGCUACGGGAAGGAAGCGCUGCAGAGACAAGUGAAACCGGCAGCCGAGCUCUACGCCCGGACGCCGGAGCCCGGGCGCCUGCUGCUCGUCUGCCGCGUCACCGGCUUCUACCCGCGGCCUGUGAGCGUCGCCUGGCUGCGGGACGGCAAGGAGGUGCCGCCGGGCCCGGAGCUCAGCUCCACGCCGAUCCUGCCCAACGCCGACCUCACCUACCAGCUGCGCAGCAUCCUGGCCACGGCCCCCCGCGACGGGCACAGCUACGCCUGCCGCGUGCGGCACAGCAGCCUGGGUGGCCACAGCCUGCUGCUGCACUGGGGGAAUUCGGGCUUCCUCCUGCUCGCAGGGCUCGCCGCCGCCGCCGCCCUGCUGCUCGCCGUGGCCGCGGCCACUCUCGGGGCGCUCUGGAUGCGCAGACGCAGAAAAUACCAGGAGAUGAACGAGUCGGAGCCCAGAAGCUCCGUCCUGAGUAAUGAACCUUAGCCCAGGAAAGAGGAAACAAUCCCGAUUUGCUUCCACCACCCAGGCCACGACAGGGAUCUCAUCCCUGCUCCGUAAUGACGAACCACCGGGCACCAGUGAGAUCUCCCUGCAGCUCGGGGCUGCGCCCAUGCUGCUUCUGCUUUCUAAGAGACACAGGCACGAACCUCACCAGCGCCUCCUCGCUCCUCGCCUCCGCUCCCUUCUGGGGCGUCGUGCUCUUCGAGGUACCGCUAGCCGCGACAGCAGCUUCUCCCACUUCUGGCAGAGCGACACAAUUAAUUAGCGCAAUAAGCUAAUUUAAUGCUGCAUUUAUUAAUUGCGCGCCGGAAAAAUUUGUAUUUAACCUGAACCGUGACCACGCGCAGACCAAAAAUCAGCUGUCCUUACAAAACGCAUUCGCAAAGUGCCUCUGAAACGAUGAUGUAAUUUGUGGUAGCUGCGGAAACAUAUAAAAUGCUAAUAAACAAGUAGUGUUUUCUCUA